Messenger RNA from Megalops cyprinoides (Indo-Pacific tarpon), 1599 nucleotides. RefSeq names its product leucine rich repeat containing 34 (gene lrrc34). Gene Ontology annotation, molecular function: protein binding. The record is from RefSeq and is a predicted model, not a curated record. The transcript is spliced from 10 exons. The coding region runs from base 355 to 1599 and encodes 414 amino acids. Lineage: Eukaryota; Metazoa; Chordata; Actinopteri; Elopiformes; Megalopidae.
UGAGUGGUUGCCAUAGGAAUUCAAACAGUUGAUAGAUUUCAUGGAGUAGAAUGCAGCAAAUUUCAUUUAUUUUGGGAAGGUGGAUGUAGCAAGGCAAGCGGGGAGUUUGGUGUUCCUCAUUUUGUUAGGUAGCUUAGCUAUCUGCUAUCUAACAACAUAUUUAACAAUCUUCGCGGAAUACGAUAUGAACCGAUAUCUAACCGACACGUUCUCUCAUUACGAAAAGUGUUCGGCAGAAGUUGGUCAGAAAAGUUGCAGUUAAAUAACGAAGCAAGUAGGCUAACUCUGGAUAGCUUUCGUUGCUGCCUGGACUUCACUUAACGUGGGCUGCUGCUGCUGCUUUUGAUCGUCGAAAUGGGAACCAUGAAAGAGCGCUACUCCGCCGUCUGUUCAGAGCUUCAGCUGCCCAUCAAUCCGUACGUUUUGCAAGUGCUGGAAGAAGCAGACGGACAGACAGGGGAGGUCGUGCUCAGACUGACAGGGGACAGCAGGCUGCCGCCGGUUCAAAAGCUGACCGAUGACGACGUGCUUGCGCUGUCCGGAACCCUCCGCAAUGACGCGUCUGUGAAAGCCCUGGAUUUGAGAUACAACAACAUCACAGACGACGGAGCCAAGCACCUCGCCGCCCUCCUCCAGGAGAACGUGUCCCUUCGGUCUCUGAGUCUCAUGGCCAACGACAUAAAAGCUGACGGAGCCAUAGCCAUUGCCAAGUGUCUACACCUGAACACGACGUUGAAAACGUUAAGGAUGACGGGGAAUAAGCUGGGCUUUAGAGGCACCAUGCACUUGGCCACGAUGCUGCAGAUGAAUUCCACUUUAGAGGAGCUGGAUGUCUCAGACUGUGAUCUGGUCACGCAGAGUGUAAUUGGCUACGCUAUAGUCCUGAGCAGCAACAACUGCAUCCGGGCCAUUGACCUCAGUCGACCCCUGCUCUUCAGUCAUCAGGAGGAGACAGCAGUGCAUUUCGCUCAGAUGCUGAAGGUGAACGAGGGCCUUCAGGAGCUGCACCUGGGGAAGCAUGGCAUGACGGACUCGGGCGUGGAGAGACUGUGCGAGGCGCUGAGGGCCAACGUCACCCUCCGCUACCUGGACCUUCGCUGCAACAGGAUUGCACGGGACGGGGCCCGGCGUCUCGCGGAGCUGCUGAGGCAGAAUUCCGCCAUCCAGAUACUGGACCUGUCCUGCAACCGAAUAGAGGACGAGGGAGCGGCACACCUCGCCGAAGCCAUCUCCCUGCACAACGGCAGCCUGAGAGCGCUCUCCAUACCCAGCAACAGCAUCGGAGCACUGGGGCUGGUGUCACUGGCCAAGGCCAUGGAGGUCAGCUCCUCCCUCUCCCACAUAUACAUCUGGGGCAAUAAGCUGGAGGAGCCGGCGUGCGUGGCGUUCGCCAGCCUCAUUAAAAGCGGCCGCUUGCGUGAGGAGCACACCGACGUGUCCCCUUACGAGGUGGACGGCGGCGUGCAUCUGGCGGUCUCCCACGGCCUUCGGAGGCACUACUACUGGACGCCCAGCAGAGGGCAGCAGUGUGACAUGGCCUGCAACUCAUCGCUGGCUUUGAUAGGCACUCCGGAAAGCGACACCCCUCUCCUCUACUGA